ACCCUUUCCUCUGGCUGUGCGGAGACGUGGCGCAGGUGAUGGAGGGUAUGCCAUUGAGCAUGGGUGGGUUGCGAACGCUGCCAUGGUAUGUGGCUGGCUCUCAAGUGGUUGGGCUGGCAUGUGUGGUGAUCACAGGUGUGUGGAUGGGACAUUACCGUGGAGGUUAUGCAUGGGACGGCUCGGCACAAGAGUUUAAUGUUCACCCUCUCUGUAUGGUCCUUGGUCUGGUCUUCCUCUAUGGAGAUGCUGUUCUGGUUUAUCGGGUGUUUAGAAAUGAGAGUAAGCGUUCAGUGAAAAUUCUCCACGCUUUGCUGCAUAUGAUGGCGCUCGUCAUCAGUAUUGUGGGUCUAGUUGCUGUCUUUGACUUCCAUUCGUCAUCUAAGAUCUCCCACAUGUAUUCUCUGCACAGCUGGUGUGGCAUGCUCACUUUUGUGCUCUUUUUCCUGCAGUGGUUACUGGGACUGGGAUUUUUCCUUUUCCCGUGGGCGUCCGCUCAGUUGAAGAGCUGGUAUCUUCCCCUGCAUGUCUUCUUCGGCCUGCUGCUUCUGGUCAUGUCUGUGGGCUCGUGUCUGCUGGGAAUCACAGAGAAACUGCUCUUCAAUAUCAUGUCAACUUACUCAACGUUUGCUCCUGAGGGCAUCCUGGCCAAUGUUUUAGGCUUGUUGUUGGUGUGCUUUGGGGUGCUGGUGGGUUACGUGGUGACCAAAGAAGAUUUCAGGCGACCACCGAAUCCUGAAGAGGAGGCUUUGUCCGUCCAUUUCAAGACCCUGUCAGAAGGAGAAAUCCCCAGUUCUCCUUAAAGUCAUAAUGUGCUCCAGAAACAGCCCUUUCUGCUCUUUCUACCCAUGUCUUAUUAAACAUUUAAGCCAGCUCCUCCAUCUGUAGUCUUCUCUCGCCGCCAUGUUCCACCAUCCCAAA
Danio rerio (zebrafish) is the source of this 918-nucleotide messenger RNA. RefSeq names its product cytochrome b561 (gene cyb561). Gene Ontology annotation, molecular function: iron ion binding; metal ion binding; oxidoreductase activity. NCBI's taxonomy places the organism in Eukaryota, Metazoa, Chordata, Actinopteri, Cypriniformes, Danionidae. Gene Ontology annotation, cellular component: membrane; chromaffin granule membrane. The record is from RefSeq and is marked provisional.